AGCAGCAGCAGCCAUUUUAGCUGCACAGGACACGGCUUUCCCUUCAAGCAUAGAGCCCAUGAGGCGAGCUGACAGUUAGCCAUCCGCUUACAUCUGGAGCAGGCUGGCGGUGAAAGUACAGGUGCCAUGGUCACGCUGAAUCACUUGAGUGUAGAGGCCCCAGACGACGGCUCUCCACUCUUGCCCGAGGCUGCGGAGGCUGCAACACCAACGCCUCUCCUUUACCGGCAGCAAUUGAUCGCAGAGACUGACUCCAGGGAAUUCUCCCUUGGCAGGAGUAAAAACCUUGCCUUCAGUCUGGUGCUGCUCAUUGGAUGCUACUCAGCUAUUCUGAUCCCUGCAUAUCUCCCCUUGGAUAUAGUGGCAGCUCUCAAUGAGGACAACCAUCAUCCUGAAGAUCUGGUCUUACUCAAUAAAUCAGCCUCCCUGCUUUCAGGCCCCUGUCAGCCUCGCUGGUGCCUGAACCACCUCAAGUCCUUGUCAUGUUCUGCAGGCCUCCAAGACAUCCCUGUGUUUGUGCAGCAGGAACGAUCUGUGCCUUGGGAUCUGUCCCCUCCUCUGGGGCUCCGGGGCAGUGAGAAGCAUCUGGCCCUUGCUCUUUCAUGUCUGCCUCAGCCCGGCCUGCCUCCGUCACUGAGUGACGUCAACUGCAGGCGAUGCGUGGUGGUGGGCAAUGGAGGGGUUCUACACGGGAGCCAUCUUGGAUCCCAUAUAGAUCAGUAUGACAUCAUCAUCCGGCUGAAUAAUGCGCCAGUGUUUGGCUAUGAGAAAGACGCUGGUUCUCACACCACCAUCCGCCUGAUUUACCCAGAGGCAGCGCCCCACGCCCCAAAUGAAUACAAAAAUACCACCAUGGUUGCUCUGGUGGUCUUUAAGAGCCUGGACCUGGACUGGCUCACAUCUGUCAUCACCAAACAGCCUCUGAGCUUCUGGUCCAAAAUGUGGUUCUGGAGGGAGGUAGUGGAUGAUAUUCCACUGAGACCGGAGAACUUCAGGAUCCUCCACCCGGAGAUUAUUCACAAAACAGGACAAGUCCUUCAGAAAUAUGCCCAGAAACCAGGAAACAUGGUGCCAACACUGGGCACCAGUGCGUUGGUGAUGGCUUUACAGCUGUGUGACCAGGUGAGCCUGGCAGGUUUUGGCUACGACAUGCAGCACCCGGAGGCCAGGCUUCACUACUAUGAGACCAUCCGCAUGGACGCAAUAAAGGCUCAGGUGGUGCAUGACGUUAAUGCUGAGAAACUCUUCUUGAGGGACCUGGUGGCUGCAGGAGCUGUGACAGACCUCACAGGAGCUCUGUGAGUCAGUGACUAAUAAUGUACUGAACUCAACAUGCACUCCUUCCUCCCACUGGCAGCCUGUGUGGAGUCCUGCACAACCAUGCGCUGCUGGAAGAAUCCUAUGAACUGACCUUUAAAAUACAGUCUCCAGGGUUGGCUGUAUAGUGAGCAAAUUAAAAAGGUUGGACAAGCUCAUGAUUGGUGGAACUUAACCUAACAUAUCUAGUAAAUUGAAUGAACCUAUUGUCAUCACUAGCUGUCACGCAUAUAGUAAAUUGUCCUAUGGAUGAAUAAUUGUGUUAUCACACACCAUCAGCGAAUGACUUGCCUGCUUUGUCAAAUUCAUAUGAAGGUUCAAUGGUUCGAAUAGUGAUGUUUAAAUUCUGUUAAAAAUGACUCAAUAAACAAAUUAAUGUGAGAA
This is a messenger RNA of Pseudoliparis swirei, 1701 nucleotides long. It is a transcript of the gene st3gal7, whose product is annotated as ST3 beta-galactoside alpha-2,3-sialyltransferase 7. NCBI's taxonomy places the organism in Eukaryota, Metazoa, Chordata, Actinopteri, Perciformes, Liparidae. The record is from RefSeq and is a predicted model, not a curated record. Gene Ontology annotation, molecular function: lactosylceramide alpha-2,3-sialyltransferase activity. The transcript is spliced from 8 exons. Bases 127 to 1302 code for a protein of 391 amino acids.